GGAGGGGCCGGGACGCUGGCGCGUCGGUGCCGACGGUCUCCAGGCGGGAGCGAGGAGGAGGUGAGCUCCUCUGGCCCGCUGUGCAGCCUGUAGGAAGAUGCAAGCCGAUGGCCUUCCUCUGCUCCAGCUCUAACCUUUUUGAAAGGACUUCACUUAACGCAGUGCCCAGUGGGCAAAGCAGGUAUGCUCUGUGGGAGUGCAACAGAAAACAGAAAUGGAAAGAUUUAUUGCUGUAAGUUCAAGAAUAUGUUCUUCAGAAGAAACAGCCUGUAAGUAAUAUAUUAAAAGAGGAACUGGAUGAAACAUGAAGACAACCUCCAAAUGAGAAAAGCAGGUGAAUCUAGACAGUUUGGAAGCACUUGGAAAAUGCGUGUUCUUCUCAUUGAAGCGUUUUAUGGUGGUUCCCACAAACAGCUGAUGGAUCUUCUCCAGGAGGAGCUACAAGAAGACUGUGUCCUCUGUACACUCCCUGCCAAGAAGUGGCACUGGAGAGCACGGACUGCUGCUCUGUAUUUCAUGCAAACGGUGCCAAUAAAUCCUAAUUACAGGAUCCUCUUUGCAAGCUCGGUGCUUAACCUGGCUGAACUCACUGCCCUCCGCCCUGACCUUGGCAAAUUGAAAAAGGUCCUCUACUUCCAUGAGAACCAAUUGGUAUAUCCUGUCCAGAAAUUCCAGGAAAGGGAUUUUCAGUAUGGAUACAACCAGAUUCUUUCAUGUUUGGUGGCUGAUGUUGUGGUGUUCAACUCUGCUUUUAAUAUGGAAUCAUUUCUUACAUCCAUUGGAAAAUUUAUGAAGCUGAUUCCUGACCACAGACCUAAGGAUUUGGAAGAAAUAAUCAGACCAAAGUGCCAAGUUCUUUAUUUUCCAGUCAGGUUUCCUGAUGUGAGCAGGUUCAUGCCAGAACAUAAACUUGCCCAUUUUGAAAAGGUAAUUGGUGUUAAAAGAAAUGGAAUUGCUUAUCAAACGGUGGGUCUGGCCAGCCAGCAGAAGUGCAGAGCUUUAAUGAAAACCAGCAGCACAGCUAGAAAGUCGGGACUUUGUGAAGUCCAGCCUAGACUUCAUACCACACAGCACGAGGGGCUGCCUUCCCCAUUAAUAGCAGUGGCGAGAUUGAACAAGUCUGAAGCAUCAGAAAGUACAAAUCCUUGUCAAGAGGAAGAUAAGCAACAUCUGACUUUUAACCUCUCUAAUAUCUUGAGUGGAUGGGACUAUCAGCAAAGACCUUUACACAUUGUCUGGCCUCACAGGUGGGAACAUGACAAAGGUCCUGAAACUUUCUUUGAAGUCCUGCUGAAACUGAAAGAAAAAGAUCUACCUUUUCAUGUGUCUGUCCUUGGAGAGGCUUUCAGUGAAAUUCCAGAUAUCUUUUCAGAGGCCAAAAAAGCAUUGGGAUCUUCUGUCUUGCACUGGGGCUACUUACCUAGGAAGGAUGAAUAUUUCCAAGCUCUGUGCAUGGCUGAUGUUGUCAUCUCGACAGCUAAACAUGAAUUCUUUGGCGUGGCAAUGGUUGAAGCUGUAUAUUGUGGCUGUUAUCCACUGUGUCCCAAAGCCUUGGUGUACCCAGAGAUAUUUCCAGCUGAAUAUCUGUAUUCUACACCUGAACAGCUUUUUAAAAGGCUUCAGAAUUUCUGCAAGAGACCCGAUAUUGUAAGGAAACAUCUUUAUAAGUUUUAUGGAAUCAGAUGUUUCUCUCUGGUUCUGGGUAUUUGUGGUUGCCAAAAUGCCAGAAUUAAGCAAGGAACAACAGGGCAUCGGUUUCCCAUGGAGUACACUGUAGGACCUGUCACUGUUUGCAAGCUCCCUAUCUAAUAGAGUUAAAAUCAAAAUUAAAAAAAAAAAAAUAGAGCAAAACAUUUGUUUCUGCAUUAUUUUCUUGAAGUUUACCUUUCAGUUCCCUCACUUCAGUUUGUUAAUUUAAAACAGCAUGUAUAAAGAGUAUACAGUGGAAAGGGACAAGAAGAGUUGCCAAAAGCCAGGCAUGGAAGGAGCUGACAACUUUAAAUAAUCUCUCCCAGCCCUCCCAGCUGAAUGAGUGCGGGUUGACAUGCUGUCAGCUUCAGUUCCUACAGAAAAAUCCUACUCUCACUCAUACUUGUUCAACAGAGAAAAGAAUUUGGCCCACUUUCUGACAUUCAUCUUUUCAUUUCCAUCACACUACAGAAGCUCACCUGCCUAUGAAAAGACACAUGGCGUGAUUUUUUCUUCUUUCUUACACCACUGUAGAAGGAAGUCUGCUGAAUUCAAAGGGAUUAAACUGCUGUAAAAUCAAAUUAAGAUCCCAGUUAGACCGUAGACAUCUGAAUUGUUUCCAGUCUCAGGAUUUGGCUGUACAGGGCAGUUCUAACAAAACUUACUUUUUUUUUUUUUUUUUUUUUUUUUUUUUUUACCUCUCUUUUUGCUCUGAUUUGAGAUAAAGCAGUAUCUUUGGUAUUUCAGGAAAAUAUGUAGAAAGGAAAACUGCUCCUGGUGCAGCUUUAAUACUAAGGCAUAGCUAGGAAACCAGCAGGAGGUAAUCUCAGCCUAAGGACACAUGAGGAUGCGGGGGAGUCUCAUGCCAGAUGUCCCGUUGGCCACUCAGCCCUCUUGCAAAGAGCAGUAGCCAUUCAUAGUUCUUGUACAGGCCAUGUAAGAGCGGGAGCGAUGCCUCUGCCUUUAUGCUUACCCACUCCCCUGCAGAACUCCAGGAGAAAUUGUUUUUCCAUAAGGAUGCUAACUGCCGCUCUGGAUCACCAUGCCAUGUGUUUAAUACCAUGGUUUUGAUAUUUGUGAUAUUUGGAAGAAGGCUGACACAGGUAAAAGUAGGUCUUUUAGAAUUACAUAUUGGUCCUAACCCUGGACUUGGAGAUUUUAUCAUCUUUCAUAACCUUUCAGUAUUAAGUACAUAAUACUUAAUAAGCUGUACAUAAUAGUUCUCCAUUUGACAUUCAGGCUCUUGGAAACUCCUGUUCUUGUCUUUCACAUUUUCGUAUAACAAAGCAGUUCAUCAUAUGUUUAGAGACAGCACUAAAAGCAUUUCCUUCAAUUGGCUCAGAGUUUCCCCACCUUCAGUUGCAUUGAGCAUCUUCUGUCUUCUUGUUCUGGAGUCAGUUGCCUGGAAGCAGAAGCUCCCCAUCCAUCUUUUCUAUACCAUUCAUUAUUUUAUAAACAUUUGUCAAACACUUAGAAUAUCCUGGUCUUUUUAGUCUCUCCUUGUGAAUGCUAUUCCAUGUUUAAGCUCUAAUCAUUCAAGCUGGUUUGAUCCUUGAGAGCCAUUUUUGUGCUGGUGCGAUCAUUGCACAGAGUAUUCUAGGCCAUGCCAUCAGUUUAUGUUAUGUGUUGUACUCUGAUAAUUUUCAACCUGUUCCUUAUGGAGCCAAACCUACUGUUUACUUUUUAAUGGUGAAUGUAUAUUGAACAGAUGUUUGCUUACAGUGUUCUCCAGAUCUUUUGUCCUGAGCUGAUAAAGUUAAUUUAGAGCUUUAUAGGAUAUGCAAAUAGUACAAGUAUUUCCAUCCAUCCUGCUGGGUUUCUGUUCAUCAGCAGAGCAUGACUGCAGAUUAAAAAGAAGGCGUUGUAUCAAAUUUGUGCUUCUACCUGGCUAGCAUUAGGCACCAGUCAGAAGGAGGUUAGAAGCAGAAGUGGGAAACUUGUAUUUGCCUCUUGAGAUGCUCAGUUUCCAGUAAGCAUAAUUUAAAGCAGUUUCAGAGGUGGUCUAGAUCUGCUUCUCAGAGCCUGUACGGGAAGGUUAUAGCAGCCUAGGAACUCUGGAGUGCAGCAUUCUGUGUCCAUGCUCUCCCAUCUCUGUCUCAGCGCUUAGGCAUGGUAUCCUAAGUAAAAUGAAUAUAACGUAAGGGUUUCUUAUGUGAAAGAAAACUUUGGUUACUUAUUUAGAAUAAAAAAUCAUAGAGUAAUUAAGGAAGUCUGGUGGUCAUCUGGUGAGCCUUUGCUGAAAGCAGGGCCAGCUUCCAAGUAGGCUCUAACUUCCAAUUCGGAUUAAGUUGCUCAGUGUCGCAUCCAGGUUAGACUUGCCAUUUUUCAUUCCCAUAUAUAUGGCUGAUAUAAGUGAAACCCAGCUAGCCUAGGAGGUUUGCACAGGUGGGAAGAUCUGCUGGACUGUGGGACACAAUUUAAGUGUUUUGGGCAACCUUAGGUCUUUAAACAGCAUAUGGGUCUGGAAGCAGCCAUGGUUAGAGGGAGGUCUGCUAGCUAAUGUGAAUCCUCACUGUGGGAGAAAUGAGCUAACAGGUAGGUUGCUGAAAUUGCCUGCUAGGUUAUUGUAGGAUCCAGUCAUUCAUACAUAGACAUAAUAUAUCUGUAUGUAGACAUAUAUGUAAGAAUGCAUAUAUAUAUAUCUACAUGGCCUGCACCUGACCUUCUCCCAGGGCUUGCCUUGCUCUUGGCUCUCUGAGGUUUGUAUCUAGGAGAUCUCAGUUCUCUGAAGAUGUUGGUCUAUAGCUGGCUGUACUUGUAAAGCAGGCAUUAAAAAAAAAGCAUUCAUUAAAUAGCAGUUAUGGACCCAUCUUUCAGCUGAAACACCAGGACUUUGAACUUCUUAUCAUAACAAUAUUAGAUAGCUUCUAAUUUUGUUUUAGAAAGUAAAUUAAAACUGGCAGAUGAACCACAGCCACUGCAAAAUGAUAGGUGGAAAAGCUGAUCAAAGGAAAUAGGAUUGACUUUGAAAGAAAAGUUGCAAAAAGCAUGCAAACUUAUGUUUUCAAUAUAUUUUAUUCAAAUUAUCUUGGGAAAGAAAGCUUGAAACUGUUUUCCUACUGUUGUAGUUGGUCAGUGUGUUCUGAACCAACUAUGCAAGGUACCCACCAGCUUAUCUUGCGUAGCCUCGCCUCCAGCAUUUGAUCAUUUUUGUUUAAAGACAGAAAGAAUGAAAUGAGUUUUAAAACGCCAACAUAAGAAACUGCAGGUCAGACCAGUUUGUUCAGGGAAAUACCAUUACUCUACCAAGGAGUAUUAUAUAGCUCUGACUUGGGCCUCACAGUGUUCCCAGUUCAUGUAAAACAAUGCUGUCUUUUGAUGGUGGUUUCCAAAGGUGCUUGGAGUUUGAAAGUUGAGCUCCAAAAGUAAUUACUACAACCUGCUUUCCACCUGGAUUUCUCCCCAGUAUUCACUUACAGAGGGAAGGAUUUGAGUCACAGAGUAAAGUUGACCCAAUAAAAUUGUCUCUGCAAAUCGCUCUGCUGUCUUGCCUGCCAAUUUCAGGUUUUGUGCUGAAUAAUAGUCUCUAAUUCUUAAUUUUGCUAAAGUAAUUUUUUUAAAAGUGCAUAAAAUUUAUGCCAAAUCAGUACUGUCUGCUUGAACUCCAACGGUCCUGAAACAGCAGGUCUGAAUGGAUGACCAGUCCUUACUAAAUUCUAAAGGUUAACUCUGUAGUCUAAUGAUGGCAGAGUAGAUGAUAGUUGCUUCAGUUCUGAUGUCAGGACACAAAAACCUACCAAGUUGAUUAAUUCAUAAAAGAUAUUGUACUGCUACUGACAUAUUAUUAUUAUGCUGCCUGUUCUUCAUGGGGAGAUCUGACUUCAUAUGAAAACUUUGCUUCUCUUGACAUCUGCAUAUUUAGGAACUGUUGGCUGAAUCGCUAUUCCUUGAAAAAAUGAAUGCCCAGACUUUUGCAGACUUCCCAAAAAAUGGAAUUGAAUUUGUUUGCUCCAAGGUAACUCUAAAAUAAAGCCCAGGAACCAGACUGAUGAUGAUCAAACAGGAGAAUUAGGCCCUCGCUGCUGCAGGUUUGUGGUUCUGCCAUGUCUGAGGGUGAGAGGGGCAGUCCUGUCAGGUGUCUAGUCCUUGGUGCAUCUGCUGAGACCACCAGUAAAGCAGAUGGAUGUUUGAUGGUGCUCAUCCAGGAGCAAAUAACCUCCUGGGACUGCUGACAUGUCUUUACCUGUCUUUAAAAAAAAAAGCUGAAUUCACCCCAUUUCCAAAUAAUGCCGCUUAAGUGUUCUCUGACCAGCUUGCUUCCACCCCUCCUGAAAUUCUGGGUGCUGCAGAGCAUUUCGGCACACAGCUGCGCUCCUUCCCGCAAGAGAGAUGUCCCUUUUGUGUCCCAGCAUCUAAUGCGGCUUCGUGCGCUUCUCUCUUCUGCUUCCUUAUAGGGCGAGACGGCUGGGUUUUCUUGGGCAGCGCUCGGCAGUAAAUUCAGGUCUCUGCUCGCAGCAGAACCAAGGGAAGAUUUGUGACAGAUGGGGCUAAGUCACAAACUUGCAGCCUCAGGCAGAAUUGUGGAAGUUUCCAGAGUGUGCCCAUAUUUACCUGAUCAGAGAGAAAAGAAAAUCUGCAGAGGAAGCCGAGCCUGGCUGCUUGUCAUAGCUGACACAGAGCCAUCUGCCACAAACCUGUGGCGGCUUCAGAUCUCCAAUCCCUGCCACCACCCCAGCUCAAAUUAAAUACAGAUUCUUAGAGAUGUUAUGAUGGUUACACAUGUCCUCGGCAUCACAUGCAGGAGACUGUUCAAAAAAAAUAUGUGGCCUGUUGUGUAACCGCACUCAUGUAUCCCAUAUGUGGUGCCACAUUGAAUUUCCGGUUGAAUCUGUUUUUAUCCUUUGUACUGGAUGACAUGGUGCCUGAAUUCUUUCUUUUCGCCGACACGAUGGCAGCCAAGCUGCAGCUUCAAACGCUCACACUUGGCUGAGUUUCUACCUAGGUUGCCAGGUUAUCAUUGGAGCCUUAUUGUGUCCUCAAAGGGCCACAGGGCCUGAAAGGAGGAUCCGAAUGCUGCCGGACUAAUUGGGCAGCCAUCUCCGGGUUGUUUGGAGGCAAAGGGCUGCUUUAGCACAUUUUUUUUUCUUUUUUUUUUUGCAAAUUAAUGGCUCUCUGGCACAGGGGUUUUUAAGUGAAGGUAUUAAUAAGGGGUCUGGCAGGUAAUCCCAUGAUUCAUGGAGUUACAUUUGCAUUUAAUUAAUCUUAAAGAAAGCUGAAAGAUAAACAGCUGUAAUUCAGACUAGCAUGGGAAAUAUGCUACAUGGUGCCAUCUAUCCGAUAAAAUGAAAGCCAAGACACUUGUUUUAUUUCUCUCAAGGAUGGAGAACAAACAGAUAACAGUCAAAAUACUUCCAAUAAAAACCAGUAGUUUAAAUGUAAUGGCAGUUCAUCAAGAAUCUUUGCAUCCAGUUGCAAAUACAGUCUUUUAAAGAUAAAUCACAUAUGAUUCCAGCAGUCAAGCUGCUAUAUUUAUUGAUGUAAAAUGUUUUGAAGAUGUAGAUUGUACAAUAAAUUUUUAAUAAAGUGCCCACUGCAAUUUUUAAUUAGCAUAUCUUAUUCAUGUAUAAGUGUGUACAUCUAUCUGUAUGUUUAUCACUAUGCAUAUCCUUGUGUCAGAGUCGAUGAAUGCAAUUGUGUCUUUAUCUGAUGAAGUAGAAUCUGUUUUGCAAGUGAUAAUAAAACGUUAUGACAAUUCCAA
This is a messenger RNA of Strigops habroptila (Kakapo), 7387 nucleotides long. RefSeq names its product glycosyltransferase like domain containing 1 (gene QTMAN). The record is from RefSeq and is a predicted model, not a curated record. Lineage: Eukaryota; Metazoa; Chordata; Aves; Psittaciformes; Psittacidae. The coding region runs from base 298 to 1809 and encodes 503 amino acids. Gene Ontology annotation, molecular function: glycosyltransferase activity. The transcript is spliced from 11 exons.